CUCCUCUGUUUCUUGCGACGAAAAAAAAUUUAAAAUUUAAUCUGCCAAAAGUUCUGAUGAGGGCAAAAACAAACCGUCUUAAACGCUCUAAUUUCUUAUUGUUUUCAAAAAGUCACUAAAUUAAACUUUUACAAUACAAUGUUAGAUAUUUUCUUCCCUUCAUGAUAUGAAAUAGGAGUUUCUAUCCCUGUUUAGAUCCUCAGAAUCCUAGGCAGGAUUUCCGUAUCGUGAUCUGCGAUUAAAUAAUUGCAUACUUGGCAGCGGCACCGCGAGGAACUCAAAAGAAACAUCACAGAUAUAAGAUCUCUUUUAGCUACCUCUAAGCAAACCUCUUCAUGUUUUAUUUUUACAUUGAAAGUUUAAAAUCCAUUAGUUGUUUUAGCGAUUACAGUUAGCGUGACAGAGCCCGGUACAGAAAUAUCCCCACACCCUUAAAUAGAAAAUUUAAAAUUAGCGUAAUUAAAAAAAUAUUUACUUGUUUGCUCGGAAAAUUAAAACUAUUCCCUUGACUGCGAGGAAAACAUUUACAUACUAGGAAAAAAUCGUAUGAUCAUUGUGCUCCAUAAAACUAAAUUACAGAAAAGUGAUAAACGACAGAGACAUAAUUUACAGAAAAGUGGUUUUUACGGACAAAAUUAUGUUUCUUUUGGUGAGAAACCUUAUUCAAACUGUGGAUGCGAAAUAUCUUAAACAAAAAUCAUAGAAGCAAAGUUCUUAAAUUAAUCCAAUAACUUCCUACAAUUAAUAUUCACACUGAAAUUAAGUUUAAGCUAUUACUUAAUUUUUCAUUCUUCAGAACAACCUAAUUCGUACAGUAUGUGCAACAAAACAUUCACACAUAAAGAUAGUUUAAAUAAACAUUAUCUUAAACCUUAUUUAUGUAGUAUGUGUGAUAAAUCUUUCAGGCGGAAAGAUACUUUAAAUAAACAUUUGCUUAUCCAUGCUGGAAUAAAGCCUUAUUCGUGUAGUGUGUGUGAUAAGUCUUUCAGGCUGAAAAUUAUUUUAGAUAAACACUUUCUUAUCCAUACUGGUGAAAAGCCUUAUUCAUGCAGUGUGUGUGAUAAAUCUUUCAGGCAGAAAAUCAUUUUAGAUAAACACAUUCUUGUUCACACUGGAGAGAAGCCUUAUUUAUGCAGUGUUUGUGAUAAAUCUUUCAGACAGAAAAGCAUUUUAGAUAAACAUUUUCUUGUUCAUACUGGAGAAAAGCCUUAUUUAUGCAGUUUGUGUGGUAAAACUUUUACAAAGAAAUUUAAUUUAGAUAAACACUCUCUUAUUCAUAGUGGAGAAAAACUUUAUUCGUGCAGUGUGUGUAAUAAAACAUUCUUAUGGAAAAAUCACUUGAAAGAACACCUUCUUGUUCAUAGCGGAGAAAAAUCUUUUUCAUGUGGUGUGUGUGAUAAACCUUUCAGUUCUAAAAGAAGUUUAAAUAGACACUCUCUUCUUCAUACUGGAGAAAAGCCUUAUUCAUGCAGUUUGUGUGAUCAAUCUUUCAGACGGAAAGAUACUUUAAAUAAGCAUUUGCUUGUUCAUACUGGAGAAAAGCCUUAUUCAUGCAGUUUGUGUGAUAAAUUUUUCAGACAAAAAAGUAUUUUAGAUCAGCACUUUCUUGUUCAUACAAGAAGAAAGCGUUUUUCAUGCAGUUUGUGUGAUAAAACUUUUGCAAAUAAAUCUAAUUUAACGAAGCAUUCUCUUAUCCAUACUGAAAAAUAGCCUUGUACCUGCAGUGUAUGCAAUAAAUGUUUUUGACAUA
Parasteatoda tepidariorum (common house spider) is the source of this 1750-nucleotide messenger RNA. RefSeq lists its product as uncharacterized. Gene Ontology annotation, cellular component: nucleus. Gene Ontology annotation, molecular function: DNA-binding transcription factor activity, RNA polymerase II-specific. Gene Ontology annotation, biological process: regulation of transcription by RNA polymerase II. The record is from RefSeq and is a predicted model, not a curated record. Lineage: Eukaryota; Metazoa; Arthropoda; Arachnida; Araneae; Theridiidae.